GCCUGUGGGGCUGGCUGCCUGGGAAGCCCGACCAUGAGCAGGGUGUGGGUGCCCUAACCGAUCUCUUCAGGAGCAGCAGCUGGAGUUGACCGGAGAUGGGCAAUCAAUCGGGGCGCCUAGAGGAGCUGGAACCAGGUACCAUUUCAUCCACCAAGCGGACGGGGAUUCCAGCCCCUCGAGAACUUUCUGCACCUACCUCGAGAGAGAGAACCGCCCUGAGAGGUCCCUCCAGUGCAAAGAAACCAAUCCCCAGCCCGAUAUCUUCCAGUACCCCAACUCCCACCAAGCACUUAAGAGGCAACAGUAAAUCCAAGUUAGAGAAUGAUGCCGGGGACAAGGCAAUGCUGGAAUCCCAGGUCCGGGAACUCCUGGCAGAAGCUAAAACAAAAGAUUUUGAAAUCAGUAAGCUCCGGAGUGAACUCAAGAAAUUCAAAGAGAAAGGCUCCCCGAAUGCUGCAGAAGGAUCUGAUGCUCUUGGCCAGAAUGGCGACGAACUACCAUCUUCCCCUGCAGAUCUGGAUCCUUUGAUAAGAACUCUUCGGUUGAAGAACAAGAAUUUUGAAAAAGAGCUCGUAGAUCUUGGGGAAGAAAACCGGGCUCUGAAAGAGAAACUGGCUUAUAUGGAGCAUUCCCCCAGCUCGGAGGCUGCCACGAGCAAUGAUGGGGGCAGCAGCCUACCCACACCAACAACUCAAGAAGAAUCAAGCUUUGGAAGCCCAACGAGAAACCAGAUGUCAGGGGAGACAGAGGAGUAUAAACAGAGUAUGACCGGGAAUACCCUCCGGACAUCUGGGUCCUCGAGCAGUGAUGUGACGAAGGCUUCUCUGUCCCCGGAUGCUUCUGAUUUUGAGCACAUCGUCGAGGCUCCUUCCCGGCCCUUGUCCUCUGGCAGCAUCACCUUCAAGAGCCCCCGGUGCUCCACGGGGGGCAGCUCCCCCAACAACAUCAGCGAGCUGUCUGUAGCUUCCCUCACCGAGAAGAUCCAGAAGAUGGAAGAGAACCAUCACAGCACCACUGAAGAGCUCCAGGCCACCUUGCAAGAGCUGUCAGACCAGCAGCAGAUGGUCCAAGAGCUGACGGCCGAGAACGAGAAGCUGGCGGACGAGAAGACCCUGUUGGAGACGUCCUUCCACCAGCACAGAGAGCGGGCCGAGCAGCUGAGCCAGGAGAACGAGAAGCUGAUGAACCUCCUGCAGGAGCGAGAGCAGGAAGACGAGUCCAGUGGCCAGGACAGCAAGGUCAAGGAGCUCGAGCAGAGGUGCAGCGAGAUCCUGGAGAAUGCCAAGUUCGAGAGGGAGAAGCUGCUCAACAUCCAGCAGCAGCUGACCUGCAGCUUGCGGAAGAUCGAGGGCGAGAACCAGGGGGCCGUCGAGAUGAUCAAGUGUCUGAAGGAGGAGAACCAGCAGCUGAAUGGGCUUUUGGACAGGGAACGGCACAACAACAGCCUGGCCACCCAGGCUCUGGAGGACUGCCGGAUCACCCUGGAGGGGCUCAAGAUCGAGAACGCCUCCCUGAAGGCCCAGCUGGAGAGCGAGAAGCAGAGGGUGGCGGAGAUGAGUGCCCAGGGCCAAGGGAGGGAUAGCUCCGAGGUGCAGGACAAGCUCAAAGUGGCCCGGGCUGAGAAGGACCAGCUGGAGCUGUCCUGUAUCGAACUCAAGCAAGAACUACUGAAGGCCAACAGUGAGAUCCAGCACAUUCAGAAUAUGCUCAGCAAGGUGGAGAAGGAAUGUGGUUAUCUAAAAGAGAUAUGCGACCAACAGUCAGAACAGCUGAAUCAGACCAGUCUGCAGUUUCAAGAGAAAGCCUCAGAGAGUGACGCCGAGAUCAAGGACAUGAAGGAGACCAUCUUUGAGCUUGAAGACCAGGUGGAGCAGCACCGAGCGGUUAAAUUGCACAAUAACCAGCUAAUAAGUGAACUUGAAAGUAAUGUGAUAAAACUUGAGGAACAGAAACUGGAACUGGAGCAGCAGCUGAAGACCCUGACAAAACAGAUAAAGGAGGAAACGGAAGAAUGGAGGCGAUUCCAAGCUGACCUUCAGACCGCAGUGGUGGUGGCCAAUGAUAUCAAGUGUGAGGCCCAACAGGAGCUUCGUACAGUCAAGCGGAAGUUACUGGAGGAAGAAGAGAAGAACGCCAAGCUCCAGAAAGAAUUGGGGGCCGUUCAGGGCAACAGCAGUGCCCUGGUCUCUGCCAGCUAGCACAUCCCGGAGCAAGAAAAAGACAGACCUGCCCUUGCCAUGACUGGACACUUCAGCCUCUUCUGCCUGAAGGGGGAAAUCUUUAUAGGAAAAGAGCAUUUCUUUACAAAGAGCCAAAUUAUUUCCCAAGUAAUUUCCCACCAUCUCACACCGUGGGAAUCCAGUCUGUUUGUGUUACACCCCAUUGUGGAUGGAGUCACCACCCUGGUCAGCCUUAACAUCCUUCAUCCUUUUUCUUCAGUCCUUUUUCUCCCAAGAUGCAACAGGUUUUCUUUUCAAAAUGAAAACAGAAAUCUCUCUGGAUACGUUAUCCCCCUAGCACACACAAAAGACGAGUGAAAAGUUUCAAGAGCUUGGGGUUGCCCAUGGAAGAACACCAAAACACCCCCAGCCUUUCCAGGACAUCUCAGGACCACCCUGAGUACAAAAUGGCCAAGAGCUUAUGAAUUGGAAUUUCGUUCAGUUCUCCAUUACUCGUCUUCGUGGAAGAGAAAAGCGGCGUGGGAAUUCCAACAUGGUGGAGAGCCCAAGACUGGGGUUUUGUUUGUUCAUUUUGUUUUGUUUUGGCAUGUAUGUGUGUUUUUUUAUUUUCUAUUUCCAUUUUAACAUGAAUAUUCUAGGAAGUCACAACACUUUAAACAAAAUAAUGAAGCCAUACUGUGAAGACUCGACUUGGACAUAGCCAGAAAGCUGUCCAUCCUCUUCAUCCUACUUCCUCCUUCACCCCUGAGGAGGUAGCCUGUAUCAGCGCGCCAAGCAUGGUUCCAGCCCCAAGGGUUUUUCUGGUAGAUCAUAGAAUGGAUGCAAGGAAGAGUUGAUAGCAAUGGAUGACCAGCAGAGGAUGUAGUUGAGCAAGCAGAGGAAGACAGUUGAUUCUAUUAACUGAAAGCCAAAGGCAACUACCAGAUGGAUGGAACCAACCUGCCUUGGACCCCUAUGGGCUUUUUUUUAAUGGGACGUACGCUAGGUGGCGAUGUCUGCCCUCCCCCCCCCCCCAAGUGGAACAAGGUGUCUGAUAAAGGUGGUGGAAACUUUUCUGGACACAUCCUAGAGUUAGUUUGUGCCUUUGGAAAGAUCUGGAUUGAAUUCAGCAAAUCCCAAUAGUCAGAAACCUCCCUAAAUUGAGGGUCUGGUUAACAUAACAGGCAAUACAAAAUGGGGUGGGGAUGGUUUUGUUUCUUCUUUUUUCUUUUUAAUUUUUUUUUUUUGCAGCAUUUAAUUAUUCAAUGCAUGGGGCAAGAGUAAUUGCCCACCAGCUAUAACGUCAGGGAGGGUGGAAGUCUGUGUAGCUUCACUCAGGGCAAGUGUACCGUCAGGGAGGCUUUGCCUGGUGUCAGUAGAGAAUCAUUAGAAGAUCUCUCUGGGACAUCAGAAGAAAGGCUUCCCGUGCCUCUGCACAAUGUAUUUCAGAAACUGCCUCGAUUUGGCCUCUUGUGGGUUCUGGGUCAUGCAGCUUUGCUGUCUCCCUAGCAGUGACUGCAUGCCAAGGAGGGUGCCCGACACAUGAAUGGACAAGCUCCCCUACCCACAGCCCUUUGGGCUCUCCUUGCACCAUCUGUAUCCGCUACUGGCUUUUCUAUGUGAAAACUCUACUAAUAAAUAAA
Messenger RNA from Gracilinanus agilis (Agile Gracile Mouse Opossum), 3802 nucleotides. It is a transcript of the gene SPECC1, whose product is annotated as sperm antigen with calponin homology and coiled-coil domains 1. The transcript is spliced from 6 exons. The record is from RefSeq and is a predicted model, not a curated record. Bases 96 to 2198 code for a protein of 700 amino acids. NCBI's taxonomy places the organism in Eukaryota, Metazoa, Chordata, Mammalia, Didelphimorphia, Didelphidae. Gene Ontology annotation, cellular component: microtubule organizing center; filamentous actin. Gene Ontology annotation, biological process: actin cytoskeleton organization.